GUGUAAGCGGCAGCUAGGGAGGCAGAUCCCGGUGCCCGGUGCCCGGCGCCCGGGGCGCACGGAGGGCGCACGGAAGAGCGCACGGCAGGCGCUUCGCCCGCGGACUACCCUGCCCUGCCCAGCCCAGCCCCGCGGGGAAGCUCCCGCGCGCAGCCCGCCCCCCGCGCACUUUGCGCGCCCCUUCUCUCCACCCCCGGCCGCGGAUACGCAAAUCCCCUCCCACGCAACUCCUCCUCUUCAUGGCACAAACUUUCCUCCCGGGACAGAACGGGGCAGCGACCGGAGCUUACUCCUGCACUUCGUCUGCCGGCCGGCUCUGAGAGCAGCUGCUGAAAUGGGUUGUGGACUGAAUAAGCUGGAGAAGCGUGAUGAAAAACGGCCUGGUAAUAUUUAUUCAACUCUGAAGAGGCCCCAGGUAGAAACCAAGAUCGAUGUUGCUUACGAGUACCGCUUCCUGGAGUUUACCACGCUGACUGAUGCGGAGCUCCCGCGCUCCUCUGCCGUCAGGCUCUCCUCCCUGCGGGACCUCCCCACGCAGCUCCAGGAGCUCUACCAGCAGGGCUUCACCCUGGCCGCCCUGCACCCCUUCGUGCAGCCCACCGACGAGCGGGAGAAGACGCCGCAGGAGCAGAUCUUCCGGGCCGUGCUCAUCAAGAAGACCGAGAGAUCUCAGAAGAAUGAUUUUCAUAAUGAAGGAUACAUCCUGGAAUUAGAUUGCUGUUCCUCCUUGGACCACCUGACCGACCAAAAAAUCAUCCCGAAUUUCAUUAAGAAAAUUCAAGAUGCAGCAAGUCGGGGCCUGGAAUUUGUCGGCGUGGUCCCCCAGUACCGUUGCCCUGGGAACUCUGCAGGGAGCAGCCCGCUGACCCCCACUGCCAACGGGGAUGGGAAGAGCACGUCGGACCAUUCCGAAGAUCUCUCGUCCUCGGAUAGGGAGACGCCGGGCUCGGCGGGGUCUCAGGGUGACGCAGAGCUCCAGGAACAGGGGAACAGCAACGGGCCGGCUGCCGAGCAGCUCACUCCAUCCUCCCCGGGGGAAGAUGGAGCCGAUUCACCAGGGAAGGUCGACGGAUCGACAAUCACAGCCGAUGGACGGGAAGGUCCAGACCCGCUGGCUGGAAAAAUGGAGAUUUUCACCAUUUUCAACAAGCCAAAGAGCCAGCAGCAAAAGUGCCGACAGUACUACACCGUCACCAUCCCGCUCCGGGUCUCCAAAAAUGGACGGACGGUCAACAGCCUGGACGCCAACUGGCUGGAGCACAUGAGCGACCACUUCCGAAAGGGGGGCGUGCUGGUGAACGCCAUCUUUUAUCUUGGAAUGGUAAAUGAUUCCUUACAUGGCUUGACAGAUGGAGUAUUCAUCUUUGAAGAUGUUUCCACAGUAGAGAACAAAACCAUGCAGGGCUACGAUGCCAUUGUUGUUGAACAAUGGACCGUCCUGGAAGGGGUCGAAGUGCAGACGGAUUACAUCCCCCUGCUGAACUCCCUGGCCGCCUACGGCUGGCAGCUCACCUGCGUGCUCCCCACGCCCAUCAUAAAGACAAACAGGGAGGGGAACGUGGCCACCAAGCAGAUUGUCUUCCUUCAGAGACCCUCGCUACCUCAGAAAGCCAAGAAGAAAGAAUCCAAGUUUCAAUGGCGCUUCUCCCGGGAGGACGUGCACAGCCGGCAGAUGAGAAAAUCCAAGUCUAAGCUAAGUGCCCAAGAAAAACAGAAAAUGGAAGAAAAUGAGAAAAACCAGGAGGACCAGGGUCUCCGAGCUGGCAACGCGGGCAACCGCCUUCCUGCCUUCGAUCAGCCGGACGGGGUCCCAAGUGGGGAGGGGGACGGGGCUCCCGGCAAGCUGGACGGGGCUCCUCGGGGGGCCGGAGGUGAAGAAGAGGGGCCCCCUGUCUCUGAGGCAGAUGGGACUGCAGCCCACGGGGUCCCUUGUGAGGCAGUGGUCCCCUGCAGCGGGGAGGAGGCGUCGGAGGGGAUCUGACCCGAACCCCCUUCCUGGGGAGGACUCGGGCCAGGCCCCUCGGCCUCGGUCCCCCCGCUACGUUCUCUUCUUCCAAUGCAACAACGCACUCACUCACUCUCCUGCGACUUGUUUCUGCGCAUUAGAAAUGUCCCCAAAUGUAAGGGCGCUCUCACGUCCCAGGACCAGCCCCUCACCCCAAAGCCCCCCAUUCUCCCUCCCUCUGGGGCUUGACCCAAGCUUCCUCCUCUGUGGGGCUGGGGAACGCUCAGGCGGGCCUUCUGGGCCAGAACCAAGCUUCAAGGGGCCCGUAGCCAACACCGCUGCGGCCCGGCCCUUUCAGUGGGUUGCUGUGCCCAGGGCCUGUGCCCCCCAGGACCCCUCGUGGCUGCUCACCAGGGUGGCAAGUGGCCCGCUCCCUUAGGGAGAUCCUGAGAUAGCCCCAGAGCUCGGCCCCCGGGGAGGGAGGCAGAUGGUGUUUGCUGCCUGUUGCGGGAGAAGCCCAUUCACACACUGUGCCCAGUGCCCACCCUGGCCCACCACCACGCUGGGCAGCCCCACUGGGCGCCCGCGCGUCCUGCAGCCUGGGUCGGCAGAGCCGGCGCCCCACGUGACGCUGCGUCUGGGGAGCCCGUGGAGCCUCAUUGGGACCAGCAGCCGCCAGGAAGAGCGCUCGUGCCCCCGGACCACAGCCGCCCUCUCCUGCUCAGUGACUCACAGCAAUAAAUCCCCACCGAGCUCAGCGCGCCAAGGAGGCCUCCCCCUCCCCACCUCGCUGCAGGGCCCCCUGCGGGGGGAGAGGAGCCCACGUCCCUCGGCCGUUUCCAUCCCUCCCCGGGGGCUUCGCGGGCGUGCCUGGAGCAAAGGCCAGAUUGAGGGGGGUUCCAGGCGAGAGGCGGAGGGGCGGCAGCCGCCGUGCCUGGGGGGAAGGGGGGCAGGCUUUCUCCUGUUUGCAAGUUCAUUCGAGUGUACAUAUUGUAAUAUAUUUUUUACAGAGCAGGCCCGCCCCCGUCAGUGUCGCAUGUGACUGGGGGAGGCUUUUGCAGUCGCAUUGUGAGCGCCGGCGGCUCAGAAGGGGUGGGGGCCUCGGGUGAGAAGGGGAAGGGGUGGGAGAGCUGUUGGGCUUGAGGUGUUCCCCGGGAUGGUUUCCCAGAAGGUGUUCUUGUGUCUACUACCUGUACAGUGUCCUGGCUCAAUAAACGGUUAACUCUUGGUGCA
This is a messenger RNA of Antechinus flavipes (yellow-footed antechinus), 3178 nucleotides long. It is a transcript of the gene RFTN1, whose product is annotated as raftlin, lipid raft linker 1. The coding region runs from base 335 to 1981 and encodes 548 amino acids. The record is from RefSeq and is a predicted model, not a curated record. The transcript is spliced from 10 exons. NCBI's taxonomy places the organism in Eukaryota, Metazoa, Chordata, Mammalia, Dasyuromorphia, Dasyuridae.